Messenger RNA from Clunio marinus, 348 nucleotides. NCBI's taxonomy places the organism in Eukaryota, Metazoa, Arthropoda, Insecta, Diptera, Chironomidae. The record is from the annotation of a GenBank genome assembly.
AUGAAUUUAUUCAUGACAUCAUUUAUUCUUAUAAGAGACAAUAAAAAGUUAAUUUAUCCAUUUACCUUACCUACACAAAGACGUAGCGGCGUUGUCGGUAGAAAUUUCUUUGAUCUCACACUUCUAAUUGCUGGUCUCUUUACAGAUGCUGUUGUUGCUUCAAAUGUUAUAAUCAGUGCUUUGACUUUUUUUUUUUGCUUUGUAAAUCAACCGAGAGUGAAAAAACAAAAAGCCGACAAUGUUUGCGAAAAACCACUAAAUGGAUUCCUGUUUGUUGAAUGUGAUUUGGAAAACCACAAAUUAUGUUUCUUACGAAAGAUACAAGAAGGGAAAAACAAGGCAAGCUAA